AGUCAGCUGUGAGCUAUCAGCUCCAGCUGGGCAGCUGGCUGGUUUGCUGGUUCACCUAACCUCUACAAAUCUAGUGUUCAAGUCUUUUUUAAUAUUAUUUUUUUAUUUUUAACUAAAUUAAUGUAGUAUUUUCUGGGCAAUUAACACAGUAAUCAGAUUUUCUUGAUAUGACUGGAAAGAAGAAAUCUAAGAGAACUAUUUCUAGUAAUCGCACCACUUUUGUCGGCGAUAUCACACUUGGAGAUUUUGCCAAUGCUGAAUCGCCCAGAGGAAGAGUGAAAAAAUCGAACGAUUCACUGGUUGCUGGAGUUCAGCAAUUGAAAAUAGAAGAUGAACCUCAAGCCGUCCUUAUCGAUUCAGGUGAUGAUAUUCGAGAUGAGAAAUCUCAGCGCAAAAAGAAGCUUGUCAAGAAAGUAUUGGUCAGUGGAGGUCGCACCUAUCCAAUAGAUAUUUGGUACAUACUUUCCAAAUACAUACGUCCAGAAGAUGUCUGCACGUUCGCGUGCAUCUGUAAAAGUACUCACCAUGUUGUCUGUACUGUUACGUUCUGGAUGCAUUUGUAUAAAAGUUUUAACCCGGAUAUGAGAAAGACGCCAGCUUUAUUGAAACCUGACCGUCUGAUCCACAAUCGUGGACUCCGUGUCAUUGUGAUCCGGGCUCUAUACAUCAUGUACAAGCCAUUAGUCGAAAGAUCCAAGUCAAAAAUGAUUUUUGAGGCUGAUCCCAGACAGCUUAUAAAACGACAAUGUGUUCUGCUGUGGCAUGAGAAAGCUAAAAAUAACAACUGGAUUUACUGGUUCAAGCUGCAGAAGACUGAUAGUUCAAACAGUAGAGCGGCAUCUAUUUACAAAAACUUCCCCGAGAAGAUGUUAGGAGUUUGUGCCAACACCGAAGAAGGCUGCAAAUGCCUCAAGGUUUCAUGUCCAAGCUACAAUCCACCGCCAAUGGUACUCGGCCAGACUCUGAUGUCAGUGUCACUGACGUUGGAUCAUUCGCUGCGAAACAGAAUUCAGCUGGUGUUUGGUUCAGGACCGAGGAAUGUGGUUGACUACAAUUCCACUACUUUCACACUCAACCCCGUCAGUCAAAUACAUGUAUUAGAUUGGUGGCAUCCACUCUACCCCUAUCCCUACAGUCAAGUAAAUACAUCCGAUGAUUUUUAACACUAAAUUUGUUCUUCAAAGUUGUUUCAUAAAACGUAAAUCAUAUUACUAAAAAAUAAUUGAACAUGAUGAUCUCCUACAGUUAAUGUGUUCUAUAAAUUUGUUUCAUAAAACGUAAAACAUCCCCGAAAAAUAGUUGACUAUAUAUAACUAUAUAUAUAAUAUAACUAUAACAACCUAUAAUAAUAUAACUAUUAUAAAUUGAAUAAUUAAGUUUAGAAACUAUUGAAGAGUUAAGAAACAGUGAUGCUGGGUUAGACCAUGCAAGGUUAGUUUUAAUGCCACAUCAGCGCUAAGUAAUUAUCAGCUUAAUUGAGAAUGAUGACUACUACAAAAGAAACAUAAGAGCAUUACAAACCGGUGUUUGACAUAUAAAUAUUAUCAAUCAAUUCUCUUAAUUACUAGUAAGUUAUUUUGGAGUUUUUAAUUGAUAUAGGUCUACUCUGUAAUGCUUUAACAAUAUAUAAAAUACACCCUUUUGAAAUGGAGAUUUAGAAUUUCCCAUCAUCUUGGUGGAAUUGAUGGUGCAGGUGAAUUAUGAAAUAGCCACAUUUUUAUUGAAAUGUAUAGAAAGUACUUUCAAUAAAUUAUAGCAAAUAAAAAUGGUCCACUACAGUUCAUUUCCUGAUGAUUUCGAUGGAUUAAAUGCAUUAUGGAGAUGGAUUUUCAAGGACAAAAAUCACUGCCACUUUUUAUUACAAAAAGUAUUCCAUUGAAUUUUUAAUUCGUUCAGUUUACUGGGCGAAUUGUGAUAAAUGUAACAAGUACAUAAUUAUUCUACUUUACAUUCCGCUCUAUAAAUUUUGAGAAAACAAUGUUUAUUUUUGCUCAAACUAAACUGAAUAGCAUGUUGUGUUGUUAUAUAGCUUUUUAAAUAUUUUGAUUUUAAUAGACCGAAACAACUCAAUAAGUGGAAUUAAUAUACCUAAUCAUUUUACCGAAGCCCCGCGUUCCUUAUAAUUACAUGUUUCAGUGUAUAUUUCUCCCAAACAUUGAUAAAUUAGUUACUAAUGUAAGGUGGAGUAAUUCUUUUGUACUGUACUUACGUUUGUAUAACCUAGAUAAAUUAUACUUGACUUCAAGAUCUCAUGUAUUUUUUCGUAAAUUAUAUCUUUGAGCAUUCAAUUCAAAUUAAAUAUUUUUCUUAAAUAUUCAAGGCAUUGAAAAUUAAGCUUUCAAUAUUUAUUUUUAAGGAGCCAUACCAAAAUAAUUGGUAGUGAGCUCUGGGAAAUUCCUUAGAUUUGAUAUAUUUGUAAAUAGAAACAAAUAAAUAGUAUAUUGUUUUCUUUGGAGAAAUUUAUGUACAUCUCGAAGACCA
Molecule: messenger RNA, 2481 nt
Organism: Nilaparvata lugens (brown planthopper)
Lineage: Eukaryota; Metazoa; Arthropoda; Insecta; Hemiptera; Delphacidae
Gene: fsd
Product: transmembrane protein 183
Exons: 7
Coding region: 168-1163 (331 amino acids)
Biological process (GO): regulation of protein stability
Cellular component (GO): SCF ubiquitin ligase complex
Source: RefSeq, a predicted model, not a curated record